Apis cerana (Asiatic honeybee) is the source of this 2457-nucleotide messenger RNA. Its product is annotated as zinc finger protein 239. The record is from RefSeq and is a predicted model, not a curated record. NCBI's taxonomy places the organism in Eukaryota, Metazoa, Arthropoda, Insecta, Hymenoptera, Apidae.
UGUCCUCGUCGAGGGUUAGAACUCUCUGAGAGAUUCGUCAUUCGUCUCGAGAGUACCAUCGGGUUGGAGCACCUGGUGCUGAUAACACUGCAGGAACAUUUAUGAUUGCGCGACUGUGCAAGAACGACGAUGAAGCGAAAGAAAGAUCUCGGGAACGUAGAUUGGGACGUGAAAUCGGAAGCCAGCAGUGAGAGGACCAUCGAGGUCUUGGAAUCAGAACUAGAACCGCUUCCAUCUCCGCCGGAUCCGCACGCGUACUGCGAAUUGCCCGAAGAUCCUCCUCGAGUCGAUCACCCCCCCUCGAACACCUAUCGCUCCGUAAAUACGGGCAACAACCGAAUGAGAAAAAUAGCGACGAGGUGGCACGGGUUCGAGGACGACGAGGAGAACCAAAAACGUUACACCUGCUCUGUCUGCGAGCUGGAAUUCGCCAAGCACAGGGAUUACAAGCGCCACAUGGUGAAGCACAGUGAUGCCCGCCCCUACAUAUGCGCCACUUGCGGGAAAGCUUUCAAACGUUCCUCGGAGAUAUGCAAUCACAGGCGGAUCCAUCGUGAUAUCAAGUACUCGUGCGAGAUAUGCGGCUUCACCACGAACAACAAGAUCUCGUUGAGGAUGCACCACCGCCGCGUCCACGAGAGGGAUUAUCGCUAUCGCUGCGACCAGUGCGACAAGGGUUUCAUGUCCAACUACGAUCUGGAGGAUCACAAGACGAGCCACCUCGAGACCAAGGCGUUCAUCUGCGAGUUCUGCGGGAACGGUUACUCGCAGAGAUCGUACCUGGUCUCCCACAAACGGGUGAUGCACGGGAUCAAGAUGAGCACGCCCAAGGCGUUCCAGUGCAACAUCUGCAACAAGAGAAGCUUCGCCACCGAGCAGGAGCUGCGUAGCCACUUGAAUCUGCACUCCCAGAUGUUCCUGUGCGCGGAAUGCGGCCAGAAAUUCGCGACCAACUACGCCCUCAAGCUUCACUGCCGGAGGCACACCGGGGAGAAACCGUAUCAGUGCCCCUUCUGCCCGAAAGCUUUCGCCAGGUCGCCCGCGCUCAGGGUCCACAAACUUACACACACGGGGGAGAGGCCGUACGUGUGCAACAUAUGCGGCCAGAGUUUCACGCAGAGGAGCAGUUUGAUGGUGCAUCACAAGAAGCAUCCUGGAAACCAUCCACCGCCCCCUCCUCUACCGCUCACCAGACUCGCCAAGGACGCGAACAAGUCAUAGCGUUUCUGGACGCAGCCGGGAAUGUUGCAGGAAGGAAGGAAGGAAGGGGAUUUAGGAUUGAAACCGAUCGAACUUGUCCGAACGUUAAUUGGGAUAUUUCAGGAUAUUUGCUCGAUGGAUGGACUUUCGCCUCGUCGAGGUUUUUCGUUUUUCCUUCAAGGGAAUCCCGCUUUCCACGUCGAAUGUCUCCGAAUCUCUUACGUUACGCUUUUGAUUCCAUUUGCGCUUUUUUUUUUUUUUUUAAGUUUCUUUUCCUUUUUCUCGUUUCCGCUAAUUAAGUCCACGCUUAAGUAAGUUCAACACGGAAUAUAACUCGAGCGUUUCUUUGUACAUGGUCGAUAAUGGGUAAUUGUUUAUCGUUCUCGCUUGAACAACGAGCAGCGGAUCAUUUAUAACGAUAUUUUUAUAAUUCAGAAUAAAAAGCUGCUUUAUCUUUAUAAAUCUGAAGUUUUAAGCAAAAGGGGGAAAUCGCGCGCCCUGCAUUUUACUGAUAUAACAGUUCAAUGCUGUUUUAGCCCCGUAGCGUUUAUUUUGUAUCUGUUUAAAUCUCGAAUUAUUGUACAGCAUUCUGGGGGAAAGAAAAAAAAAAAAAAAAGAAAAAAAGGAAAAAAAGAAAAAAAAAUCGCGGGAAACGAUGAAGCUUCUAAUAAUAAUUGAUGACUCGAGGAUUGAUUAACAAAAAUUGCUUCGUUAGUGAUAAAAAAAAAAAAAAAAAAGAUAUUCAAGUUAAUUAUUAAUCGAGAGGAAUUAAAUGUGUACAUAAAAUGAUGUACUUAAGCGAAAGGUUUGUUGGUUGAUUGGUGUAAAGUACAGUAAAUGAAACGAUUGUGAAUUCACGAUUAGAAAGGAGUGAAAGUGAAACAUAUUGGCGGUUAUGAUAAAUAGAUCGGAUUAAGCGUGAAUCGAGCCUUACGAAUGUCGAUCAUCGAUAAUCGAAGAAGAAUAAAAAAAAAAAAAGAAAGAAAGAAAGAAAAGGAAAAAAAAAGAAUGAGAGAGUGGGAGAGAAAGUAAGAAUAGCGUGAGAAUGGAAGCGAGUUUUUCGUGAGUUUUCGUCGGUUGUUCUAGAAGCUGUGACAAUUUUACUAAUGUAAGUAGACACUGACUGUAAAUUCACACAUUAACCCGGAGAAUCGAAUUGUUUCAGUGCAAUGUUCGACAUGCAUUCAUUGCUUGUACUGAAUUCUUUGUUCCUUUAAUUAAAUCCUUUUCAGAAAUCGCUCGAUUGUUCUCACUAUA